AUGGCAAAAUCAAACAUUCCAACACGAGAUAACAGAAAUAUAGAUAAAGAUCAUUCAGAAUUAAUUUCUCUUGAUGCAUCUAUUUUAUUGGCAGCAGAUCCAACUCAUGCUGAUAUACAUUCUAUUCGUAUCAAACAAGAAAAUGUGGAAAGUGUUAUUUUCAUUUGGUUAGAUCCUCAGGAAAAAUCCGGUCUCAAUCUGGUUGGACUACUGCGAGCAAUCAAUCAUCAUGUACAAGUUUUCAAUGAUACAUCGACUUGCAUCAAUGCAAUAAAGUUUUCACAAGAAAAAAUCUUUUUUAUUACGUCAUCAGUUGAUAGUAGUUUGAUUGCAAUGGUGCAUAAUCUUGCUAGUGUUGAAGCAAUUUUCAUACUUGCUCUAAAUGUAGACAGUAUUAAAGGUGAUUUUCCAAAAAUAUUUGGUAUAUUUCCUCAACACGAAGAAUUAUUACGUACGCUAAAAGAGAUAUUUGACAUUUUUGAACAAAUACAACUUGAAUCAUUUGUAUUCGAACACGAUAAAUUAUUUCUUUGGUCACAAUUAUGGAAAGAAGAAUUGAUGAAUCGAAAAAUAUCAUCGAAAAAAGAGACAUUUGUUGCAGCAACUCGACAACAUUAUCGAGAUAAUGCAAUGAUAAAUCGAAUUAUUGACGAAUUCGAUAAAUCUUAUCGUUCUACUGAAGUUCUUAAGUGGUGUUUUCAUUCUCCAUUUCCUUCACGUUUUCUUCAUCACGCACUUCGGUCGCACAACCAAGAACAACUUCAUGCAUGUCAUUUUCUAUUUUCUGAUGCUUCUCGUUUUUUUCAACGAUCUGCUAAGCGUAAAGCUACGGAGAAAGUCUAUCGAGGUAUGAAACUGUCAAGUGAUCUUCUCGAUAUAUUAAAGGCUCAUACUGGUCAACUCGUAUGUACAAAUGGAUUUUUUCCUUGCACUAAAUCGAGAGCAAAUGCUUUGACACUUGCAUCCAUACCAACAUAUCGUACUGAUUUAUUACCAGUUCUAUUUAAAAUUGAUUGUGAUGCAUCAGUGCCAAGCAUCGAAGUAGCUGAUAAACAUUCCGCACCCUUAAUGGUAUUUGAUGUUUGUACAUCAUUUCGUAUUCUUUAUGUUAAUCGAGAUCAAAUGACAAUUAUCAAAAUGAGAACAGCUAGUGAUGCAGGAAAAAAAAUUGCUCUCGACUUCAUCGAACAGCACCAAGAUAAAACACUACAAUCCCUUCUUGGUGAACUUAUGAGACAACCAAUGACUCCGAAGCCAGGUACUCGUCCAGACUUACGGUCAACAUCUAGACCGAAUUCAAAUUCACAAAGAGAUUCUACUUUAACUUCUGAAGAAAUAAAAGCACAAAAAUGUAUCGAAAAAGGAGAAAUCGAUCGAGCUUUAGCUAUUUAUCAACGUAUUCAACCUGUAACUCCUCGUAUUCUGAACGCCAUAGGUCAAAUAUGUGCCGAUAGAAAAGAGGAUUAUAAAUAUGCUUUGCAAUGUCACAUAAAAGCACUCAAAAUGCAAGAGGAAGCUGGCGAACAUAUUAGUGAUACUUUAACUAAUCUUGGAAAUGUAUAUCAUAAUUCCAAUCAGUAUGAUUUAGCCUUAAAUUGUCAUACGCGUGCGCUUGCCUUACAUCAAUCCAGUCAAACACCAGAUUCUGCUGCUAUAGCUUCGAAUCUAAUUGGCAUUGCCAAUACUCAUUGGGCUCGCCGUGAGUAUCCUGAAGCGAUUGAUCAUAUUCAACGAGCUUUGACCAUACGAGAAAGUUUUGUACCUCCGAAUAAACCAAGUAUAGCGGCAACUAUCGCGAUACUGGCAAGUAUUUAUCAAGAUUGCGGUAAUAUUGGUCUUGCUAUUGAUCUAUCUAAGAAAGCACUUAACAUGUUCGAAAGUUUCCCAUCGACUGAUCCGUCAGUAUUAGCUGAUCUACAUUAUGAUUUGGGUACAAUGCAGAUAAGUACCGAUUCAUUCGAAGACGCCUAUCAUAGUUUCGAAAGGGCAGUCAAAAUUUAUAGUAAAAUUCUACCACAAGGACAUCCAGAUCGUGUAGCGGCGGAACGCGAUCUACAAAGAGUUUUUGAUUUACAUAAAAAGAACAAAACAAAUAAAUGA
Molecule: messenger RNA, 2100 nt
Organism: Rotaria socialis
Lineage: Eukaryota; Metazoa; Rotifera; Eurotatoria; Philodinida; Philodinidae
Source: the annotation of a GenBank genome assembly